AUGGUAAAAAAGAAUCAAACCCAGUCGACCAGGUCUAACAUAGUCCCUCCGGCGGACCAGGACAAUCCAAACCCAGAUCUCACCUCAGAACCCCUCUUCACCCGGGUGAACCCGGACGAGAACCAAACAAUCAAUCCUGAUGACGCCUGGGUCACGAUCGAAAUGAACCAAUAUAAGUACAUUGAGGUCCCGGUGGCUCCCAACCAGACCCUUCACUUAACUAGCAAAGAGUUUGCAGAUGCUAUGCAACUGUACGAAGAGCACCUGGGCGGGAUCCGUAGAGAAAUGGAAAUCAUUAACGAGUCCGAAGACUCCGGGAAUAGCCAUAAAUCCCGGGGCUCUGUCUUUGACCGACUCGGAGAAAGAACCAAGAAAAAGAAACAAAAAGAAAGCGAUGCAACCAAGCAGAGGAUCCUGGCCGAAAAAAGAGAGCAAAUCCGGAAAGAAGAAGAAGAAAAGCUAGAACAAAAAAUUGCUCUGCGACUCCAACUAGAAGAGGAAAAGAUGACAAAAGGGUCCCGGUCCAAACGAUAUCGAAAGGAGAUGACCCCUGAGCCCAUAUCAGAUGAUGAAAAUGAGGGACCCAGACAGACAAACCUAAGAGACAUGAUAAACGAGCUCAACCGAAAGAUGGGGAAUGACUCCGGAUUGGAAAUAGGGGGAACCCUGACCCCCUUCAAUCAUUCCCUCGAGUCCAUUUCCCAGCAAAAAAAUAUGAAGCAUUAUAAUUUUGAGUCCUUCGACGGACUAGGAGACCGGGAAGAGCAUUUGCACUAUUUUGAACAGAUAGCCCAGAUCUAUUACUACAAUGACCUGACCAAGUGCCGCUUCUUCGCAUCCACAUUCAAGGGAGGGGCUCAAAGAUGGUUCAGCAGGAUUCCCUCCUGGAGCAUCGGAUCCUGGAAACACUUCAGGAAAGCCUUCCUCAGAAGGUUCCGGGCCAACAGGACGCAUGAACUCCACAUAUGUCACCUGGAAACAGUUCGUCCGUAUGACAACGAGGCACUCGCAGACUACAUGAGACGUUUCCAGGAAGCGAUUAACAAAAUUUCCAGCCUAGAUGAAAGAGAAGCUCUGAGUAUCUUCCGAAGGAACCUGGAUCUGGAACACAACUAG
This is a messenger RNA of Daucus carota subsp. sativus, 1116 nucleotides long. RefSeq lists its product as uncharacterized. Bases 1 to 1116 code for a protein of 371 amino acids. The record is from RefSeq and is a predicted model, not a curated record. Lineage: Eukaryota; Viridiplantae; Streptophyta; Magnoliopsida; Apiales; Apiaceae. The transcript has a single exon.